Medicago truncatula (barrel medic) is the source of this 875-nucleotide messenger RNA. RefSeq lists its product as uncharacterized. Bases 173 to 541 code for a protein of 122 amino acids. The transcript has 3 exons. The record is from RefSeq and is a predicted model, not a curated record. Gene Ontology annotation, molecular function: proton transmembrane transporter activity. Gene Ontology annotation, biological process: proton motive force-driven ATP synthesis. Lineage: Eukaryota; Viridiplantae; Streptophyta; Magnoliopsida; Fabales; Fabaceae.
GAAGAGUGGGGGUGCCAAUAGUAACUCCACAGUGUCACCAAAUAAAUAUUGGAGACGAAACUUGCUCAAGAGAGUAAAGAGACAAGGUUUUAGGAAGAGGCAAAGCAAAUAGAGGCGCAUCCUUGCAAUUUCCGUUCGAUUCACUCACUCCACAACAACACAACUAGAUUCGAUGGCGUCUAAGUUGAAGGCAUUGCAGUCGAAAGCAUGUCAAGCAUCCCAAUUGAUAUCAAAGCAUGGAAGUGGUUACUACAAGCAAUUGUUGGAGCAGAACAAGCAAUACAUUCAAGAGCCUGCUACUAUUGAGAAAUGCAACCUUCUCGCUAAGCAAUUACUUUACACACGCCUUGCUAGCAUUCCGGUUCGUUGUGAGGCCUUCUGGAAGGAACUUGAUUAUGUCAAGCAUUUAUGGAGGAACAGGCAAGACUUAAAGGUUGAAGAUGCAGGCAUUGCUGCUUUGUUUGGCUUGGAAUGCUAUGCAUGGUAUUGCGCUGGUGAGAUUGUUGGAAGGGGAUUUACUUUCACCGGUUACUCUGUCUGAAAAUAGCCACUUCCAAGUGUAGAUUUUUGCAGUCCUAUAUAGGCGCAAUGUCGUUUUAUACACUCGAAUAUGGGCAUUCCGCAUGGCAAUAUGUUAUUCUGAUUUUUAUUUUUACUUUGACAAAACAUGGUUGAGUAACUAGUGGUUAACUUUGAUAAGCCUCAAUAACCCCUUGUACUUGAAGCGGGAAGGACCUUGCAUUUUGCUCUUAUAUCAUGUUGGAAUGUUGGAAAGCUUGUGGUGCUACUUGUCUACAAUGGUGAUCCUGCAAUUUUCAAAAUAAAUGUCGCAAAUUUUGGAAAUAAUAUUAUUUGUUUUUUUAUUGCUUCGUACA